Molecule: messenger RNA, 5746 nt
Organism: Sphaeramia orbicularis (orbiculate cardinalfish)
Lineage: Eukaryota; Metazoa; Chordata; Actinopteri; Kurtiformes; Apogonidae
Gene: raph1a
Product: Ras association (RalGDS/AF-6) and pleckstrin homology domains 1a
Exons: 18
Coding region: 1-4440 (1479 amino acids)
Biological process (GO): signal transduction
Cellular component (GO): plasma membrane; cytosol
Source: RefSeq, a predicted model, not a curated record
AUGGAUCAGUUGUCAGAUGAAGAGGUGGAGGUCAGGGAGGAAGAGGAAGAAGAAGAGGAGGACAGCGAUAAAGAGGACCAGGAUCUGGAUAAGAUGUUUGGAGCCUGGCUGGGAGAGCUGGACAAACUCACACAGAGUCUGGAUGAUGGUCGCCCAGAGCAGCCCCCUCAGCAGAAAGCUCCACUCAGACAGGAGACCAACAUGGCCAACUUCUCCUACAGAUUCUCCAUUUACAACAUCAACGAGGCGUUGAAUCAGGGGGAGAACGUGGAUCUCGACGCUCUCAUGGCUGAUCUGUGCUCCAUCGAGCAGGAACUCAGCACCAUCAACACCAAACCCAACAGUUCUGGCAGCAUGGCUCGCCUGGGGUUGACUGACACAAAGGUCCGUCAGAAGCCUCCUGCAGGACGCAGUAGCAGGCAGCAGCCAGCAGGGGGCGGCAGUGGUGGCAGCAGUAGUAACAGUGUUAGUGGUGGGGGGGGCAGCAGCGGGGCGAGCAGUAGCAGCAGCAGCACCAGGGCAUCACCAGCGGGCACCAUCAGAUCUGCCCCAGGGCAUCAUGGGAGACCGGCACUGGCUUCUAACUUCAGCCUGGAUGAUAUCACAGCUCAGCUUGAGAAGGCAUCUCUCAGUAUGGAUGAAGCUGCACGCCAGACGUCCUCUCACUCUCUAAGCUCCGCCUCCUCCUAUACAUCAGCCACGAUGCGUCGGCCCGGUUCCUCCGGCCGCCAGCAUCGGCGUACAGGAUCAGUCGGCACAGUCAGCGAACAUGAGGUGCGUUCAGUCGUCCAUUCUUCGCGUUCCUCCGUCACCUCAGCGUCCGGCGUCUCUGUGAACUCCGCCUCCUCCAUGGACUCCCUGGACAGCGUUCUUCGCUCCAAUGAAUCGGACGGUCAGCUCUCUGUGGUUCCUCCUCCGAUAGAAGGGGCGACUCAGAGCAGUACAGAGCACUCCUAUCUGGACAGGGAAACCUCUCUGAUUCUGAAAAAUAUAGCAGGAAAACCUUCCCACCUCCUGACCAAGGAGGAGCAGGCUGCCAAGCUGAAGGCAGAAAAUAUCCGAGUUGCCCUGGAGAAAAUCAAGGAGGCCCAGGUGAAGAAGCUGGUGAUUCGUGUUCAUUUGUCAGAUGAGAGCUCCAAAACCAUGAUGGUGGAUGAGAGACAGACGGUCAGACAGGUUCUGGACAGUCUGCUGGAGAAGUCUCACUGUGGAUAUAGUCCAGACUGGUCACUGGUGGAGACCAUCAAUGAGUUACAGAUGGAGCGGAUCUUCGAGGAUCAUGAGAAUCUGGUGGAGAACCUUCUAAACUGGACCAGAGACAGCCAGAACCGCCUGAUGUUCACUGAACGCAUCGAGAAGUACGCUCUGUUCAAAAACCCUCAGAACUAUUUGUUGGGGCGGAAGGAGACAUGUGAGAUGGCAGAGAGGAACAAAGAGGCUCUGUUAGAGGAGUGCUUCGGUGGCAGCUCUGUGUCCGUCCCUGAGAUGGAAGGAGUGUUGUGGCUAAAAGAGGAUGGGAAGAAGUCAUGGAAAAAACGCUACUUUCUGCUGAGGGCUUCUGGCAUCUACUACGUCCCUAAGGGAAAGGCCAAGGCGUCCAGAGACCUGGUGUGUUUUCUUCAGUUGGACCAUGUUAACGUGUACCAUGGUCAGGACUACAAGAGCAAGUACAAGGCCCCGACAGAUUACUGCAUGGUGCUAAAGCACCCUCAGAUUCAGAAGAAGUCUCAAUACAUCAAGUACCUUUGCUGUGAUGACGUCAGAACUCUUCAACAAUGGAUUAACAGUAUUCGCAUCGCCAAGUACGGGAAGCAGUUGUAUAUCAACUUCCAGGAGGCAAUGAGGAGAACGGAGGCUGCAUAUGAUUGGUCUUCCCUCUCUUCUUCUUCGAUUAAGUCAGGAUCCAGCUCUUCAAGCCUUCCAGAAUCCCAGUCCAACCACUCCAGUCAAUCAGACAGCGGCGUGUCCGAGAUGACAUCAUCAGGCCACACCCGCUCUCAGAGUGUCGUCAGCUCCAUCUUCUCUGACGCCUGGAGGAGAGGAACACAAGGAGAGAUGAUGAGGAUCGACCCUAUCAGUAGGCCUAUCCCUCUCCAGAUACCAUCCCUGUCCUCCCAAACCCUCCCUCUCUCACAGCCCCAGACUCCUCCUUCCCGGUCCAGUUACACCGAUGGCCUCGUCCCAUCUGACGAUUCUUCCCCAUCACCGCCCUCGCCUCCUCCACCUCCGCCUCCACCCCCUGUUGUGAGUGUGGCCCAUCAGCCAACAGCUACCUCCUCCUCCUCGUAUGUCAAAUACAGCACGCUGGCUCGCCUCCAGAACCAGAGCCAGUCCAGGACACAGCAGGCAGGAGUAGCCCCAGCUGCUGCAGCCAGUCAACCGAAAUCCAACUACAAUACUCUCCCAGCUGCAUACAGCACCUCUCCUCCACUCCCACCAUCCCCACCACCUCCUCCUCCACUCUCACUGCCAACUCCUGGCUCAGCUAUGGCUGCGCUAAAGUAUGGGCCCUCCAGUCCCUCUUCUCUCCCACCUCCACCCCCUAUGGAGGAGGCGGCGCAAGACCCGUCGUACCUCCCACCUCCACCACCGGAAAGCCUAGAGGCCAAUGGUUUGCCUCCUCCUCCUCCACCGGAGCCCAUUCCCAAUUCUUGCCCUCAACUCUCCAACGCUGGCCUCCAGCAGUUCCUGGCACAGAAGUUUCCCAACAUGGUGUACGACUUCACCCCAUCUGUGUCUGAGGAUAAUUCUCCACCACCACCGCCGCCUGAACUUUCACCUCCUACAACCCUACACGUUUUACAGCCUCUAUCCCCCAAUGCUCCACCUCCUGCACCUCCUAAGACAUUUACUGGUGGUUUUCCCCCUCAAACGGCCCCUAAACCCUCAGGUCCUUCUUCCCUGCCACUUGCCCUCUCUCCUGUUUCCCCCACACAGCCCUCCAGUGCCCAUGGGCCAGUAAAAAAGCAGCAAAGCUUCUCAACAGGACACUCCCCAAACCAGCCACCUCCCACUCUGCCGAAGCAACACAGCAUCUCCUCCAAAAACCUCUCUGCUCUUUCUCCCUCAGCCUCCUCCUCUUCCAUCUCGAUAGCAGCAGCUACCUCCUCAUUGGUGAAACAGAUUGUGAAUCAGUUCCCAGGAAACUCCGCACCUUCCUCUCUGCCUGCCUCCAAUUCUACAGAAGGAGCAAAGUUCAAUGCUCCUCAAUCUCCUCCAGCAGUCAAGGCCAAACCAAAGUGGCAGCCAGGUGGUGUUAUGGCUCCCCAGUCUCCAGAGUUCCCCCCACCUCCACCUGACAACUCUGUAGGAGAUUUCCCUCCUCCUCCCUCCUCUUCAUCUUCUUCCAAGACAGGCUCCCCCAUAAAGAAGUCGCCUUCCACCACCUCCACAGGAUCCACUAAGCGGGGUCCUCCACCAACCCCACAAAGAGCCUCCUCAAUCCGGUCCGGCUCAGGGGAGGCUCAAGAUGAGAGGCCCAAGAAGGUGGAGAGCCUUGUAAAUAAAUUUGGCCAAGCUCCUCAAACUGGUACCUCAUCCAGCUCCUCAUCUGCGACCGGGUCUCCUUCUAAAGAAUCCUCUGCCCCGGCGGCGCUCCCCAAGCCAGGCAAGCUAAACUUGGCCAACCUCCCAUUGGUGCUCCAGGGGCUACAAUCAAGCCAACACCAUCAUUCCAAUGAGUUCCCGUCCCCACCUCCUCCACCUCCCCCAUCUCAGCCUCCUCACAUCGAUUCAUCACCUGACUACUUCCCACCUCCCCCAAGUGACUCUGAGCUUUUUCCUCCACCUCCCCACCCAUCAGAGUUUCAUCACCCUCCAAAGGUUGCUGUUGUGAACCCCCAGCCCCAAAUGCAGCCUCCGCAACCAUCAGCAACCUCCUCUAUGUCGUCAUGGAAACAAGGCUCACUGAAAAAGGGGGUAGCCCCUCCUCCAACGCUGAACCGGCGGACCAGCAAUACACCCCAGUAUGACAACACACCUUCAAUGCCCCUAUCACCACCUCCUCUGUCUCAGACCCCACCUCCUUCCUUGUCUUCCUACUCCUCUUCCUCCUCUCCUGUACCCCCAACCUCCCCAAAAUCAGCAGGGCCAGGCACCCUGGCAUUUAAGCCUCACUUCCUGGAAGACCUGAACCGCACCCUUAAGAGGAAGUCAGUGUCUCGCCACGGCUCACUCACUUCUUCUCAUCUAAUCACCUCCUCCAAGAUGGAGCCCAUGGCCACCAUGGACGACAUGGCACUUCUCCCACCUCCGCCUCCCGAGCUCCUGCAGCAGCAGCAGCAGGGUGUCCGAGGGCACUCCCACACUUUGUCUCGCCACCAUACACACUCUCACUCCACAAAACAUGCCAACAUCUCAGGCUAUGCAACGCUACGGAGAGGUCCACCUCCCGCUCCUCCUAAACGGGACCAAAGCACCAAACUGACCAGUGAGUGGUAGGGAGAAAGGACAGAGAGUGGAGCAUAAAAAACUGAAGUGACUGAUUUCCUGCAAAGAAAAAAUAAUCAGUGUCUGUCUUGACGUGUUGGUCUCCUCUCAUCCUACAUCAUCCACCCUCGGAUUCUGAUCAAGUAGCAAGCCCUGUUUCCUACGCUUAAGCUCAGAUUAUAAUUGUUCCCGUGAUCCUCAUUAUUAAUAUUACCAAUACAUGUUUAACCCAAUGACAUGAGUAAAACUAUAUAUGUGUAUAUAUAUGUAUACAAGCAAGCCAGAAAAGUCAUUUAUCAAGCUUUUUCACAAUGUCUGUGCAGCUUUGCAUUGGAAAAUAUAAAAACAAGACUUGAACGACAAUGGCAACAGAGACAUUUUGCUGCAAAAUAUCUGGUACUGCAUGGAGCCGUGGCAAUGGAAGUAGCAUUACUGAUGAAGGGAAGGAAUAACGGAAGGAGUAAGCGACGCAGAAGUGAGAAGAUGUAUAUAAAAAAUGUAACGGAGGGGGGGAGUGGGACACUUAGAAGGAGCAUUGCCAUUUCUUUCAAACUUUUUUGUGUGUUUUUAUAUAAGAUUAUUUAAUACUGGAAAGAUAUUAUUAUUAUAAUUAUUUUAAGUUUAUAAGAAGUGUAAAAGGAGAAUGAGUUUGAUUGGACAUGGAUGUGUACUCCUAUGUCAGUGUUGAUCUGAAACUAACAUACAGCUAGUUCCACUGAAGGCCUGUUUGGAUCAUUUAACCUCAUAUUUCUUCAAAUUUAGAGCUUCAUGGUUGAUUGGUUUGUGUCUCCCAGAUGCACAUUUCUCAAACAAACACUUGCCGUUAAUUGUCAUCUUGAGAAUCAACAAAGAUUUUCUCAGAUCGCAGGUGUUUUACAUCCUCAGCAGUUGUGAAAUCAAAUUUCAUCACACUACAAUUAUCACAGAAUAGGGAGCUAUGCACCAGUUAUCCCAUUGUUUGUCUUUCCCUCUGUAGAGCUCUUAGAGAAUAUGUAAACUGUACUGUACGUGACUCAUCUGAACUGACAACAGUUUGAGUGUUCAGAUUUCUUCUUUGGACUGUUGCUUGGGUAUAAAUCAGCCCAAAACCAAUGUAAUCUGAACUCAGCCUUAAUGUCAACAAGUCAGCAACAUCAGUGAAAGGUGUGAUAAUGAAAUGAAAGACUAUCAGGACGUCUGUUGCUUCAUUAGUCAGUCAGUCGGUUAGUUAUUUGUUUGCUAGGUAGUAGACCAAACAGCUAGUCAGCUACACUGAACUCUGUUUGAGAAAGGUGAUCAUCAGUUUCUACUUAAUAAACCAAUCACAUGUUUUGUCAGU